Messenger RNA from Myxocyprinus asiaticus (Chinese sucker), 3050 nucleotides. Its product is annotated as zinc finger protein 318-like. Gene Ontology annotation, cellular component: nucleoplasm. The transcript is spliced from 8 exons. The record is from RefSeq and is a predicted model, not a curated record. Gene Ontology annotation, biological process: positive regulation of DNA-templated transcription; negative regulation of DNA-templated transcription. NCBI's taxonomy places the organism in Eukaryota, Metazoa, Chordata, Actinopteri, Cypriniformes, Catostomidae. The coding region runs from base 94 to 2193 and encodes 699 amino acids.
CUCAAAUAAAACCACAUAAGCGGUUGAUAAAGCGAAUGGACAAAUACAUUCUUUUCAUGUACAUAUGUACUGAUCAGAAAUUCAUUCACAAAAAUGUACCGAGGCCCGUCAAACCCGGACUAUCACCGGGCACCGGUACCCCCGUCUGCGUUCGGACUCCCCGCAGCCCAAUCUUUUGGUCCUCCGAUGUUCUGCUCUCCUUUUGGGGGUCCGCCGGGGCCUGGAUACGGUGCUCCGCCGCCCGGUCUCCCUCCUCCACAUCCGCCGGGAUAUCUGCAGGCCGCUCAGUACUGCACCAUGAAUAAAAGCUACAGAGAAACAUUUUACGAUAACCCUCACUUCACCAGCUUCAAUACCGACCAGAGUGGUUCCAAACUUGUCAGCUCUCAGGUCACACCUUCACCCUCUUCGCAAAGCUGGUCUACUCAAAAGUUGGAUGAGCAAAACCAAGAAGUCAAGAAAAAAGCAGAGGAGUUCCUUCGAUUCCUGGAGGCUAGUGAACAGAUUGAGCUGAAAGGAGAUAAAAGUGAAACUGGAGAUCGCACUGCAGAAAAGCAUCCAAGCCGAGCAAGGAGUCGGAGCAGAGGGAAGAGCCAGCCACGCAGUCGCAGCAGGAGUUGUGGAAGGAGCCAGGGCCGUAGCCGAGCACGUAGUCGUGGAAAGAGUCGGCCUCGCAGCAGAUCCCGCAGCGGUAGACGCAGUCAAGCUAAAAGUUGCACGAGGGCCAAAAGUCGUCCAAGGAGUCGUAGUCGCAGUCGUGGGAAGAGUACUCGGAGCAAGAGUCAGGCACGCCUGAGCCCAAGCCAGAGUAAACAGUCUCACAGGGGAAACGCAGAAAGCAAUCACAGCUCUAGCAACGCCAGCAGUGGACCGAGCUUUGGAGCUUUUGGCCUACAGAGUAAAGAUCUGGAGAAACACCUGCCUUUGGUGAAGAGUGCCCUCCUCAGAAAUCAGAGUGCUGACGAAACAAGUGGAACCUUUCUGGGAAAUCAACCUGCAGUAAGAAACUUCCAGAACCCCGAACUGAGGUCAGAACCUGAAACCUCUUUUGGACCCCUUCUCCCACACGAGAGCAGCAGCUUUUCCAAUAUCUUAUCCUGGAACACACCCAACCAGCAGCCUGAAACCAAGCCAGUGUUUCAGAGUGUUGAAGAUGAGGAAAAAUUCCUUUAUGGAGAGGACGAGGAGCGGGCCAAACCUCAGGCCGUAACUGUUCCAUUGGCCCAAACCAGAUCUGUGAGAUCUCCAGUUCAUCCUAUUAGUAAAGAACACCAGACUCACAUUGUCCAGGAAACCAUAGCUCAUGACCCACCAGGUGUGCAGCCCGCUGAUUCAGGCACUGCAAAAGUUACUCCAGAACAAUGUGAGAAGUUGAAAAAUCUCCUGAGGACCUUCGGACUGAAUUCAAGCAUGGCUGACAUCUGUAAAAUUGCUGCCAGACUAAAGGAGAAAAAGGAAGAGCAAGGAGUUGCCUCCUCGCUCGCACUGCUCAAACCAGCACUGGAGGUGCUUCAAGCAAUGUCCAAAGCAUCCAAAACUGAUGACAGUAGGAGUAAUCGCUCUGAUAGCAGCCAUUCUCGAGAGUCAAAACGUGAGGAGAAGAAAGUGGAUGAGAAGGAGAGAGAGAGACGAGAGAAACAGAUUCAGAAGAAAAGGAAAGAGUACCUGGUAAAGGAACUGGAGGGCCUGAUGAAACAGGAAGGUAGUGGUGAUUUGAUCCCAGUGAUGGGUUUCUUCUGUCAGCGUUGUGAGGAGUUCUUUGGGGAUCUGAACAGCGCAGAGAGACAUAUCGCAUCUCACAAACCUCAUGAAAAGAACAAGAUGGGGUCACAGGAGCAGCACAGGGAUGCUAAAAGACAUGGAGACCACCAUCAAACUCCAUCUCACAGAAAAGAGAGCCCCCCCAGGAAGGCUGAGAGGUUACCAUCCUCGCAGGUCCCCCAGGACCACAGGGAACGCAUCAGAGACGUUAAAAGCCCUCACUCUACAAACAAACUGAAAAGCAAGCCAGAGGGCAAAGUUAGUAAGGAUGAGAGUAAGGACAAAUCCAAAGAGAAAAACGAGAAACUGGAUUAUGAUGAUGCAGAAUCAACAAAGAGUGAGAAAAAGAAAAAGAAGAAAGAGAAGAAACUAAAGAAGAAAGAGAAAAAGAAGAAAGACAAGAAAAAGGAGACUGAUAAGGAUUUACCUUAGCUUCCUUGCGUGGUUCAUUUCUUUAAGGGCAGCAGCAGCCACAUGUUUGAGUUUUGUUAUUAGAUUAAACACCAGCUGGACAUACUGAAUUCUUUGGCUGAUUCUCCUAUGAUUAUUGUUAAUGCGUCCUGUAGGCGACACUACAAUUGCUUCACGUGCAGUUACGUGAAAUGUGAAAGACUAUGAUGUCAAACUAAAACAAAGGCAAACAUUUUGGUAACACCUCACAAUAAAGUUAUAUAUGUUAACAUUAGUUCACACAAUAGUUAACAUGAACAAUACUUUUACAGCAUUUAUUAAUUUUGGUUAUUGUUCAUUUCUACAUAUAAUAAUACACAUUUCACAUAAAUGUUACAUUUAACAUUAGUUAAUGCAUCAUGAACUAACAAAGAAGAAUAGUAUAUUUAUAAAUUACCAUUAUACAAGAUUAAUAAAUGCUGUGAAAAAUGUUAAUGUGAAAUGUUAAUUGUUUGUUCAUUAUAUCUAUAGUAACAUAUACAACCUUAAUGUGAAGUGUUACUGAAAUUUCAGUAAUGUGCAGAAAACUGAGACAUUGUGUCGUCUUUGAGUAAAGAAUGUUCUGCUUAACUAGCCAAGAAUGUCCAAUCCCACUUGUUACUGUUCUCCAAACCAUUGACAUUGUACAUUUCGGACCUUUCUUACACCAUUUAAAAUGUUCAAAAAGAAAUGUAUUUGAUUUUGAGGUUUGUGGUAAGUACAAGUUCUGUUAUCUUUAUAACCCUUGUGUGUACAGUUGAUAAAAUUGUGCUUUCAGUCUAUUUUCUCGGUUCAUUCGUUCUCUGUACAGGUGAACAUACCCUUUUGUGUCCUUUUAUUAAAGUUGAAAACAUAAUAGC